GGCAAUUUUUGUGUGAUGACAACAGCGAAAAAAAUCUCACAAAGAAACACAGUAUUUUUUGUGCUUUGGUGAUAUCUCGGCUCCGAGGCACACCGAUAUCUGCCAAAUCAGUACAGCUGCCUGUUACAUGAUGAUACUCUAACUUUGGGGACAUUUUAAAGACACAGUAGGACAAAAUCAUCUCUUGCUGCACGAGGUAGACUUCGGAAAUAGUCGGAAACCCUUAAUUAUCAUUCGGGAAUUUCCGGAUCCAAGAUGGCUGCGCCCUGUCGAAAUGCUCGCGCCUUAGUGACCUGUAUACUUAGAUGUUCAUCAUGUCACAUCAGAAGCCACUGGGAAGCAGCAAGACAGCCAUGUGCUUUUUUAUUACAGCAAAGAACGAUGACACCUUACAGGAAAUAUAGCACACCAUCCAUCCAACAAGUAACAGAUGCAGAAGAGGAACAAAGACCUCUGAAGCCUCCAAAUAAGGUCGCUUGGUAUCCCACAGAUGAUGUUUACCAUAUAAGGUAUUAUCCCUGGAACCCCAUCCCAUUGGAGGAAUGUUUUCAACAGAUGAGGAGAGCUGCAGAGCUGGAGUUCAGGAAACCUGACAUCUGGGUACAGAUCAGUCUACAGCUGGACAUGAAGCUGGAGAAAAAGAAAAAGGUGGAGCCAUUUGUGGGUAGUGUCCACCUUCCCCACACCAUUACUGAACCAAAGAAGAUACUAGUGUUUGCAACAGUGAGUACUGGUGUUUCAACUUGAAGUUUGUUUAAUGGA
Branchiostoma floridae (Florida lancelet) is the source of this 762-nucleotide messenger RNA. Its product is annotated as 39S ribosomal protein L1, mitochondrial-like. The coding region runs from base 256 to 747 and encodes 163 amino acids. The record is from RefSeq and is a predicted model, not a curated record. The transcript has 5 exons. Lineage: Eukaryota; Metazoa; Chordata; Leptocardii; Amphioxiformes; Branchiostomatidae.